AUGGAUUUGAGCGAUGCCCAGGAGUUCCUUACUACGGCCUUAAAUACGGCGACCGCGGCAUUUCAGAAGCUACCCGGCUCUGCCGUCAUCGUCCGUUAUGUGCGAUCUAGCUACCAGAAUGAUCCUAUUCGGUCAGCCAUCGAGCUCAUCCUAGUCCUCUUUUUCAUUCGGUACCUGCUAUCACCCUCCUAUUCGACACAGAAGCAAAAUUUCAUUCAACUACGGGAAGAUGAAAUUGACGAACUCGUCGACGAGUGGACCCCGGAGCCUCUGGUCUCCCCGCAGACUACGCUCGAGGCCACAGAGUAUGAAAAAUUGCCAGUGAUUGUCGGUGCAAGCGGGCCAAAGGCGAGGCUCUCAAACGGCCGGACGGUAACAAACCUUGGAUCCUACAACUUCUACAACUUCAAUGGAAACGAGCAGAUUAAGGACAAGGCCAUCCAAACGCUGCGAACAUACGGCGUAGGGCCUUGCGGUCCUCCUCAAUUCUACGGCACCCAGGACGUACAUAUGAAGACGGAGGCGGACAUAGCUUCGUACAUUGGGACAGAGGCGUGCAUCGUUUAUGCCCAGGCGUUCUCCACCAUCUCUAGCGUCAUACCCGCGUUUUGCAAGCGAGGUGACAUCAUUGUCGCCGAUAGGGCUGUCAAUUUUUCCAUUCGGCGAGGACUACAGAUCUCGAGAAGUAACAUCAAGUGGUAUAAACACGGCGAUAUGGAUGACCUCGAGCGCGUCAUGCGAAAGGUCGUGGAGGAGCAGAGUGGCAAGAGACUCACUCGGAGGUUUAUUGUCACGGAGGGGCUUUUCGAAACAGUCGGCGAUUCGGUUGAUCUCCCCAGGCUGGUUGGCCUGAAGGAAAAGUACAAAUUCCGCAUUAUUUUGGACGAGACUUGGUCAUUCGGUGUCCUCGGACGAACCGGCCGGGGCCUGACGGAAGCACAACAUGUCGACCCAUCCCAAAUAGAUAUGAUCAUUGGCUCGCUUGCUGGACCCCUCUGCGCUGGUGGCGGCUUCUGUGCUGGGGCAAGGGAUGUCGUCGAACAUCAACGCAUUUCAUCGGCAUCGUUCACUUUUUCGGCUGCCUUGCCUGCAAUGCUUGCCGUCACUGCGAGUGAAACGCUGAAUAUGCUUCAGUCUAAUCCCGACGUUAUAGGUCUGUGCCGAGACAAUAUCAAGUCGAUGAGGGCACAGCUUGACCCGCGAAGUGACUGGUCGGAAGUUAUCAAGUCGCGUGGUCUCACGCUCGACGAUCAGGAGAGACUUCUACAGGAGUGUACUGAAGAGGACUUCCGCUACGCCAAGCAGGGCGGACCUCAAGGAAGAGUCGUGGGAAAUACAGCCUGCACUCCGAGUCUGUGUGACGACAGGCUUGAGUAA
Scedosporium apiospermum is the source of this 1377-nucleotide messenger RNA. RefSeq lists its product as uncharacterized. Gene Ontology annotation, cellular component: endoplasmic reticulum. Gene Ontology annotation, molecular function: serine C-palmitoyltransferase activity; pyridoxal phosphate binding. The record is from RefSeq and is a predicted model, not a curated record. Lineage: Eukaryota; Fungi; Ascomycota; Sordariomycetes; Microascales; Microascaceae. Gene Ontology annotation, biological process: ceramide biosynthetic process; sphingosine biosynthetic process. The coding region runs from base 1 to 1377 and encodes 458 amino acids. The transcript has 6 exons.